Drosophila hydei is the source of this 1614-nucleotide messenger RNA. RefSeq names its product prolyl 4-hydroxylase subunit alpha-1-like. The coding region runs from base 33 to 1610 and encodes 525 amino acids. The record is from RefSeq and is a predicted model, not a curated record. Gene Ontology annotation, biological process: peptidyl-proline hydroxylation to 4-hydroxy-L-proline. The transcript has 7 exons. Gene Ontology annotation, cellular component: endoplasmic reticulum. Gene Ontology annotation, molecular function: protein binding; L-ascorbic acid binding; iron ion binding. Lineage: Eukaryota; Metazoa; Arthropoda; Insecta; Diptera; Drosophilidae.
ACUUGCCGUGAUCAGUUAACAAUCGGCUGACAAUGAAGUUGCACGUUUCAAUUUAUGGCUGCCUCGUCUUGCUGUGUGCCAGGCUCACCUGUUCAUCAGAGAUGUACACCAGCUCAGUGCUGGGUCUGGUGAAACUCCUGGACAUUGAGAACAAGUUCGUGCUCCAUAUGAAAGAAUACGCUGAGGCGCAGGAGCAAAAGCUGGAAACGCUAAAAAUCUAUUUAAAAACACUGGAGCGCGUGGCACUUAAAAGCAAAAAAGAACAAAACGAAUUCGUCUCCAAUCCACUGCAAGUUUUCUCACUUAUUCGACGCUUACGUGAGGACUGGCCUAAGUUGCAGGUGCUCACGAAGGCGGAGGUAGGCGCAGAGCAACUGCAGGCCAUGACAGAGCUCUUGGACCUGGCGCCUACUAAGGAGGAUAUGGACGAAACUCUGGAGGGCAUGGAUCGCAUAGAGGUUACCUACGAUUUCAAUCCGUUUGACAUAGCAAAAGGUCUGCUGAAUGGCCAGCAAUUCAACCACACGCUUUCCAUACGCGACUGCCUGGCUAUGGCCAGGCACAAAUAUGGUAAUAAGAACUAUGGAGGAGCUUUUGUCUGGUACAGCAUUGCACUCAAACGGGAGAGGGAGCCAAAUUCCUUUACCUACGACAAGGUACUGGGCGGAGCAUUGGAUGGUGUGCGUGAACAAUUUGCCAGGAUGCGUAUACUGAAAGAUAUGACAGAGAAUGAGCCCUUACUAAGUGAAAAACAAGUGCGGGAACGAGUCGAUAAAAUUCUUAAAUCGGCGAACUCGACUGCUUUGGACUACUUUGUGAACGAGCUGCUAGAGCAGGACGACAGCUAUUUAAUGGCUGAAGGGAAAUUGGAAAAGUCGAAGGUGACAUCGCAUCAUGUGGGUUGCCGCGAUCAAUUUCCCAAGCGCACGCAUCUCACCUGUCGCUACAAUUCGACUACCACACCUUUUCUGAAACUGGCGCCACUUAAAUUGGAGGAGAUCAAUCUUGAUCCGUACAUAGUCAUGUACCACAAUGUGAUUUCCGACAGCGAGAUCGAGGAAAUGAAGCGGCAAACGGUGAAUAUGUCUAACGGGCUUUCAGCUUUCGCAUCCUGGAAUCAAAGUCAACCAGCACGAGUUGUGGCACGCGUGAAAUGGCUGAUGAACCCAACUCCAUUCGUGGAGCGCUUGAAUAAUCGCAUUACGGACAUGACAGGUUUCCAGCUGCAGGAAUUUCCAUCGCUGCUGGUAGCCAACUAUGGCAUAGGUGCCUUCUUUCAGCCCCACUACGACUACGUGACAACGGAUCGUGUGCGCGUUGAGGAUAACUACGGACUGGGCGAUCGUUCGGCUAGUGUGGUAUUCUAUGCAAGCAAUCUAGAGGGCGGCUCAACCGUCUUUACCGAGUUGCAACUUACAGUUCGACCCCAGAAGGGCAACAGCUUGGUUUGGUAUAAUCUAUUCGAUGACGACACACCGGAUCCGCGUUCCCGGCAUUCUGUAUGCCCAACCAUAACGGGUUCUAGAUGGAUACUUAUCAAAUGGAUCCACAGUUUGCCUCAGACCUUUGCCAAGCCCUGCCAGGCCAGGCCAGCUCAGCCAACAAAAUAAGCAA